AUGGACCCGAAAACUAGUUCCGCCGACGACGGCCUACUAAUAACUGAUGACCUGCACAGCCUCAAAGAAGGAGACAUCUACACGGAUCCGGAAUCGGGAAAGCGCUAUCGCGUACGAAAAAGCAUCCUCCCGGGGCGAGCAAUCGGCGGCCCGCACGGCGUCGGCGAUCCUGACGAUCGGACAUUGCGCAAGAUCGAAGCCGAUGUCCUGAUUCCGAAGCGAAUGAACGAUCAACUCGAGCGCAAGGAAUGCCACCCGUUUUAUUUGAAGCUAGUUGAAUGCUUCAAGAAGGAGGGCGCUGCCAUCGGCCUGUCAACUUGCAAGGAGACGCUCAACGCCUUCAAUAGAUGCAAAUAUGAAAGAUUUCACGAUCCGGAUUUUCGUGCGAAAGUAACCGAAGAUUACCUCGCCGAGCGCUCUCAUUAUCGCAGGACGGGGAUGACUGAGAAGGAACAAAAAUUGCAAGAGUACCGAAAUUGGAAGGCUCAAAAUGAAGCC
Molecule: messenger RNA, 498 nt
Organism: Mesorhabditis spiculigera
Lineage: Eukaryota; Metazoa; Nematoda; Chromadorea; Rhabditida; Rhabditidae
Source: the annotation of a GenBank genome assembly